Vicia faba (fava bean) is the source of this 858-nucleotide messenger RNA. The record is from the annotation of a GenBank genome assembly. Lineage: Eukaryota; Viridiplantae; Streptophyta; Magnoliopsida; Fabales; Fabaceae.
AUGGCUCCAAAAAUGUGGGAUGUUCUUUCUGAAGCUAAACGCACAAUAGAUGCUCAACCUCGUCAUUACCUCAUUCUCUCCCUAAUCUUCAUCUUACCCUCCUCUUUGGUCACCUUUCUCUUCAACUUCCUUGUCAAACACUUCCAACAACAACCACAACAAGACACCAUCUACCCCACCUUAAUAUUCACCCUAGUCUCAAUCCUCUUCCUCCUUAUCUCUUCCAUCUUCACCUUCUGUUCCUUUAUCUCCAUCACUUACAGCGUCUACCACUCUUUUUUUAAUCAACACAUUAAACUCAAAGAAGCCAUCAAAUUCAUCUCCACUUCUUUCUUCCCCCUACUCGCCACAGACAUCAUCAUCUUCACCAUAUUCUUCAUUGGCUCUUUUUUACUUGGACUUGUAAUUGGAGUUGUCUUGUUUCUCAUCACUUAUAUAGGUGGUGUUGACCUCCAAGCUAACUCUUAUUUAGUUAUCGUUUUAUUAAUGCUUGUUUUUCUCCCUCUUGGGAUGUAUUUGAUGAUUAACUUUACCUUGGUGAAAGUUAUUGUGGUGGUGGAAUCAGUUUGGGGUUUUGAACCAUUGAGAAGAAGUUGGAAAUUGGUGAGAGGAAUGAAGAGCUUGAUCUUGUCAAUCUCUUUCUUGUUUGGGUCAUUGCAAUUGGUGUUGGUGUGGAUAACUAGUUAUAGCUGGGUAUUGAAUUUAGUGAUUUCUCCAAUAUUUGCUAUGCUUUCGCUUUAUAGUUAUGCGGUUCUCACGGUGUUGUACAUUUACUGCAAGGAGAAACAUGAGAAGCUAGCAAAUGAAGAUUUUGGGAAGGAAAAAGACGAGGCUAGAUUGUCCCUAAUUCCAUCAUAG